Messenger RNA from Limanda limanda (common dab), 3014 nucleotides. It is a transcript of the gene slc25a35, whose product is annotated as solute carrier family 25 member 35. The record is from RefSeq and is a predicted model, not a curated record. The transcript is spliced from 5 exons. The coding region runs from base 160 to 1056 and encodes 298 amino acids. NCBI's taxonomy places the organism in Eukaryota, Metazoa, Chordata, Actinopteri, Pleuronectiformes, Pleuronectidae.
GUGUGUGUGUGUGUAGAGUGUGUGGGAGGAGGAGGAACGCGAGGAAGGAGCGGCUGGUAUGAUGAAGAACGGGUUGUCCUGACUCAGUUUCGAUUCCCACAUCCGUCCUCCCGACUCCCGACGCCUGGCACCGGACCAACGGGACCGACGGAAGCCGGGAUGGACUUCGUGCUGAGCGGGUCGGCGGCGUGCGGUGCGUGUCUGUUCACCAACCCGCUGGAGGUGGUGAAGACUCGGAUGCAGCUGCAGGGCGAGCUCCGGAGCCGGGGCACGUACCAGGUCCACUACCGCAACGUGUUCCACGCCUUCUACACCAUCGCGAAGGUCGACGGGCUGGCCGGCCUGCAGAAGGGUCUGGUGCCCGGGCUCGUCUACCAGUUCUGCAUGAACGGAGUCCGACUCGGCUCCUACGCCGUCAUCGAGUCGUCCGGCUACAUCCACACCAACGGGAGGGUCAGCGGGGUCAAGACCACGUUGGCAGGAGCCUCGGCCGGAGUGGUGGGAGCUGUGAUCGGCAGCCCCGUGUACCUGGUCAAGACCCAUCUGCAGAGUCAGUCCACGUCCUCCAUCGCUGUGGGUCAUCAAUACAAACACCAGGGGAUGAUCCAUGCUCUGGCAGCCAUCUACAGGCAGCACGGCAUUCUGGGUCUGUGGAGGGGCUCCAGUGCUGCCAUACCCAGGGUCACCGUGGGGUCGUCCGCCCAGCUCUCCACCUUCUCCUCCGCCAAGGAGCUGGUCGUUGACCUUCAGAUUUUCCCAAAGGACAGCUGGUUGGUGGCCCUGAGCGCCGGUAUGAUCAGCAGUGUGGUGGUGGUGAUGGCUAUGACGCCGUUUGACGUGGUCAGCACACGGCUCUACAACCAGCCGGUGAACCCUGCGGGCAAGGGGCUGAUUUAUGAGGGAUUCGCCGACUGCUUUUCCAAAACGCUGAAGAAGGAGGGCCUGACUGGACUCUACAAAGGCCUGGGAGCCUCUUACUUCCGGCUCGGACCACACACUAUUCUGUCCUUGUUCUUCUGGGAAGAACUGCGCAAAAUGUACCGGAAGGACAGAUAACACCAGGAGGACGAGGAGACUGGGGGGAAGCGGUAACUCAUUAAGCUCAGAGUGCAAAGGUAUAAUGAGUUUUACUAUUAUGAGGUUAAAAACCAAGAGAUGCUCUGCUUCGUUGACGGGAACGAGAAAACGGAGCAAAGGUAACGUUUUACACUCCAUUCAGAAACCAAAUAGGUACAGACAAAUAGCUCCAGAGAGGAAGGGCAAACUGCAGUGAAUUGCAGUGAACAGUUCUGUCUUAAAUAGAAUAUGAUGAGAACAUGCACAGAGACCAACAUACCUCAUAUACAGAUGUAAUUCCAAUAGAUAUCUCACAGUGUGCAGUGGGUUCGACAGUGUGAGAACAUGAAUGGACUCGCAGUGUAAGUGGUAGAGCAAGAAACUUGAAAGACAUGGUUGUUCCCUUUGUGCAGGUGAAGGCUGCCUCAUGCUUUACGAACCUAGUUAUUAGUCUAAACCAGUGUAGAAGCCUCUUUGCUUUCAAGCCAGCUAAAGAGUGCUCAAGAGCUCCUGCUGAUCAUUGAUCCUAAAGUUUGAAAAGAUACCAAACACGUGACGCUGAAUUUAGAGGAGAUGUGUAUGAUAUGAAGUAUUGAGUUUGGAUGUUUCAAUCUGUGUCAAUGUACGGUGGCCGAGGAGGGCAAACGCGCUGCAACAGGCCAAAAUGUUUUCCUAAGGAGAAAAAUGCCACAAAUUCAUAAGUAAGGCAAUUUUUUUUUAAAACAUCGAUCAACUGAAUCAUGCUGGAAAUAAAAAACUGUCCUGCAGGAAGCAGAAACUAAUAUUAACUGUAAACACGAUGUCAAAACAGAAACUAUGCAAAACCCAAAAUACACAAACUCUAAAACACAAAUUUUACAGAAAACACUCAGCUUAUAACCAGUCAAGCCGCAUCAACUUACACACUCAUGGAUAUCAGUUUCCUAAAUACAAAAAAAAAUAAAAUUCCUGAAUCAUGUCUUUAAAUCAAGCCGCUCUAGAAGUUAAUGGGUUCUUCCCAGGCCCACAUCCCACCCUUCCACCACGUUCCGCUGUUUUUGCGUUAUCCUGCAAACAAGUUGGACAAACAGCAAUGAAAACCUAACCUCAUUUGCAGAGGUAAAGAUUCUGCAAGCCUCUAGGGGGAUCACUAAGUGGAGCAGCUUUAACAGCACUAGUCAUAAAAAGAUAAAAGUCCAAAUGUAAACAAUGUCUUUGAAUGUGGCAUCUUCACUUCAUAUUUCUUUACAUUUUUCAUCACUAGUGAUUUAAAUAGUGUGCUGAGUCUUUGAACAUGGCAGCACUGUGGCAAGAUAAACACACACACUCCAGCUGACUUUCCACAACAGAAGAGGAGGCUCAUGUUACUACUGUCUAUUUUGUAUGAUUAAGUCGGAGCUUUGGUUUUAUAUGAAGAUUUUCAUACAGCAGGGGAAGACAUUUUAUACCUUUUUAAAGCAACUUGUUCUAAAUUAGACAAGUAACAUAAAUUUGACUCUAUAACAAUCCCUAGACAGGGACAGUUGUCCUUUUAAACAGCUCAAAACAGUUCUGACUAGAAACGUAUGCUGUCAAACAAACUUUGUGCCAAAACUUGUGCCAUUUAUUUUGUUCACAUAUAAAAAUGGCUCAUGGGGCCGUAACGAUUUUAUUUGAAAAGUAUUACAUUUUUCUGCCUGAUUAACACAGUGUGCUGUCCACUAACUCUGGUUACAACUACAGACUACACAGUGAAGGGUUACUGGUUGGUUUAUAUCAUGUAGGAUCCUGAGGACUUUUAUUUGUAAGUUAAAGGACUGAAGAAAAUUGCUGGAUUCUGUUACAGUUUUCAGGUUUCUUAAAAGGUCAGAAAAGGUCUCGUCAGUUGUGCAGUGAGUUGAUCAGGGUCUGUGAUUGUUACAUGCGGCAGCUCGGAAAUGUUCCAUUAAUGUAUGAUAACAUGGACUUCCUGUUACCGAACCGACAUGAAGAGCAAAUAA